Messenger RNA from Stylophora pistillata, 1692 nucleotides. RefSeq names its product neuropeptide SIFamide receptor-like. Gene Ontology annotation, biological process: G protein-coupled receptor signaling pathway. The record is from RefSeq and is a predicted model, not a curated record. Gene Ontology annotation, cellular component: membrane. Gene Ontology annotation, molecular function: G protein-coupled receptor activity. Lineage: Eukaryota; Metazoa; Cnidaria; Anthozoa; Scleractinia; Pocilloporidae.
UUACCUUCAGUUACCUCUUGGGUUCACAAUCUUCGAAUUGAGCCUUCAAAUCUUAAUCGGUUUGUUUGGCUCCAUUGGAAAUGCUAUCUCUUGCGCUGCCAUAAUCAGAAGACCAAAAGUGUUCUCUGCCAUGAGCCAUUAUCUUUUAAGCCUAGCACUCGCAGAUCUAGGUGUCUUGAUGUUUAUUUUACCUUUAACCAUCCUUCGAGCUCAAUUUCCUUUUAAAUGGGUCCUCGGGAGGUUUGUUUGUUUGUACGUUAAACCCUGUUUAGAAGCUUUCUAUGGAGCAUCUGUGUGGUCCAUCACGAUUAUUGCGGUCGAACGCUACGCAAACAUCGCCUGGAAAGAAAUAAGAAUUGGAGGAAGAAGGUCAUUGAAGCGAUCUCGGUUGAUCAUUAUCGCUGUAUGGCUGGUAUCCUUCGCUACACGCAGCAUACCACUUCUCGUCCAUGUAGAGUACUAUUCUAGUUUUCAGUUUUGCAUCAAUACACUGACGACGACCUCUCACCGUACAGUUGUCACGAUGAACUUCAUACUGCAUUACCUCCUGCCACUAAGCAUCAUAGCUUUCUGCUACCGAAGGAUCGGCAACAUGGUGUCCAGAAGAACAAGGAAAUUUCAAGACGAGACAACAAAGCUCUCGGGAGUGAGAGAAUCGUCCUCGAUGGUAAACUCGAAAGCCAUCUUACAUCAGACCAAGAAAACGCAACAAAUCCUGAGGCCGUUGGUGAUAUUGUUUGCUUUGACCAUGCUACCCUUAAAUGUGUUCGACCUUGUGGGAGUUUACUGGCCAGACCUCGUUUAUGUGAGCUUCCACAAAAUUCUCAUUCCGAUCGUGGCUAUAUCGACGUUCGCAAACUCUGCGGCAGAUCCUCUGGUAUACUGUGCUGUCAGUAGAGAGUUUAGAACAGAGGUGAAGUCGUUGCUACCCUUCUGUUUCCAGACACACCCUAAGAAGAGGAGACAAAGCAAUUCUUCUUCCCUCGCCAAGACAACAAGAUUAAGGGAAACUCAUAUGACGAGGGUUUCAAUUCAACACGAUACACCAUUUUGAGUGAAGGGGUAAAAAAAGACUGAGUGUGACGUGAGAACAAAAAGAAAUUUUGAAAGCUUGGAAAAAAACGCCAUUAAACUUAAGAUCCUUUAAUAUGUAAAACUGACAUUGUUUAUUUUGCAUUUGAGUCUCAGUGGAAGAGAUAUUAAAAAUAGAAACACGCUGGAUAAUUAUCAUCACUAAACAACAUUGCAAAUCAAAAUUAAUUUGCAGAAAUAGUUAACUCUCCGGUCGCCGAGUAAUUUUGGUUCCCCACAUUCAUAAUGUCUUAAUACCAAAAGCUUUAGACUGAUCAUAAUUCGUCGUAUGCACAGUUCUUAUGAAAUGACUGCAUUCUGUUUUUUUUUUGUGUUAAAUAAUCGUUUAAUAAUCGUUUAAUAAGUACGUCUCCAGUAAAAUUAAUGCAGUUGUCGGUUCCUGGGUAAAGUUCAUAAAUGAUCAAAAUGUUUCCUGUCGGCCUUGAAAAAGAUGAAAUUGUGGCUAAUAAAACAGCGGGGAAGCUGUGACCUUAAAUUGAACAAUUUUUUUCAAUUUUUUCGGUCUUACAGGUGGCUCGUCGCAUUAUCAUCUUCAUGUGUUUUCGCGGCUUAAAUGAAGACCUUUUGUGUCGAUAUUAUGUAACAUUUGUCGACAAAAUA